This is a messenger RNA of Puma concolor (puma), 504 nucleotides long. It is a transcript of the gene TCF24, whose product is annotated as transcription factor 24. The record is from RefSeq and is a predicted model, not a curated record. NCBI's taxonomy places the organism in Eukaryota, Metazoa, Chordata, Mammalia, Carnivora, Felidae. Gene Ontology annotation, biological process: developmental process; regulation of transcription by RNA polymerase II. Gene Ontology annotation, molecular function: DNA-binding transcription factor activity, RNA polymerase II-specific; RNA polymerase II transcription regulatory region sequence-specific DNA binding; protein dimerization activity.
AUGGACCGCGACGGCCCCGCAGGCAGCCCCCUGAUCGCUAGGAACGAGACCGCGCCCGCGGUUGCAGCCACCCGCGACUCGAGCCCGGGCCGGGCAGGGGCAGGACCGGCGGGCCCCGGCGGCGGUGCGCGCCUGGGGGGCGGGCGGCCGGCAGCAGCGAACGCUGCGCGGGAGCGAAGCCGCGUGCAGACUCUGCGGCACGCCUUCCUAGAGCUGCAGCGCACGCUGCCGUCGGUGCCGCCGGACACCAAGCUGUCCAAGCUGGACGUGCUGCUGCUGGCCACUACCUACAUUGCCCACCUCACCCGCAGCUUGCAGGACGACGCCGAGGCGCCGGCAGACCCCGGGCUGGGCGCCCUGCGCGGCGACGGCUACCUACACCCUGUCAAGAAAUGGCCCAUGCGAUCAAGAUUAUACAUUGGUGCUACUGGUCAGUUUCUGAAGCAUUCUGUGUCUGGAGAAAGAGCAAAUCAUGGCAGUACUACAACAGACUCACAGCCUUAG